AUGUCGGCCACUGUAGCAGCGCUUUUGACGCUCAUGUGUUGGUCCACAUCCAGCCGGAUUAAGCUUCCGCCGGUUCGGACAAGUAUGAAUAUUGGUCAAGGUUUCUUUAUUUCUGCACUGAUGGUUGCUCCUGUGACCAAUUGGAUUGUUCAUGGGAAGCAAACUAGAUUGGUGUCGAAUAUUGCUUUUGUUGUGCUUGUUUCUAUGGUGAUGAUUAGUGGGUUAGCUAAUGGACUGAAACAAGCACAACAAAAGCAAUAUUCGACACCAUCCCUGUUUGCUUCCCAUGAACAAUCCAAUCGGUUAAAGGUGCACCCUGGUUCGGUUCGGCUCGGCUACAGCCCUAGUUCCACCACUGUUGGGGCUACCGGAGAACUUCCCGGACGGUACAUGCUGGCUGUUUUCGCCGGAAAUGCGACUGCUGGUUUGGUGGUUUCGAUAUUAAGAAUUGUAACAAAGGCGUCACUUCCGUACACACAACAAGGUCUCCGAACAAGCACACAAAUCUACUUCGUGAUCAGUGCACUCAUCAUACUGUUAUGCAUCAUCUGCACCAACGUUUUACACAAAUUACCUAUUAUUCGGUACUACCGGAACCUGAACCGGGAACACAAUAAUAACAGCCAUAUGUCAACCUCGUCGAAUUUCUUGCAUGUUGUGAAGAAGAUCCGGUGGCUGGUAACCGCAGUGUUUGAAACCUACGUGGUUUCCUUGUCGAUUUUCCCAGGUUAUUUGAGCGAAAACGUUAGAUCUGACUACUUUAAGGAUUGGUAUCCUAUAAUCCUGAUUACAACUUUUAAUGUUGGUGAUUUUUUGGGCAAGUGUUUGACCGCGAUUUAUGUGCCAAAUGGGAGUAAGGGGACCGUGUGGUGUUGUCUGGGUAGCGUACUGUUUUAUCCACUUUUUUUGGGGUGUAAACAUGGACCCAGAUGGAUGCAUAGUGAGGUUCCAGUUGUUGUUUUGACCUUGAUGCUUGGUGUGAGCAAUGGGUACCUCACCAGUGUGCUGAUGAUCCUGGCACCAAAGUCGGUUCCAAUCGAGGAAGCAGAGGUGGUUGGGAUCGCUAUGGAGACGAGUUUGGUUAUUGGAUUAGUGGUGGGUUCGGCUUUUGGUUGGCUGUGGAACUUUGAGCACUGA
This is a messenger RNA of Helianthus annuus (common sunflower), 1137 nucleotides long. Its product is annotated as equilibrative nucleotide transporter 8. The record is from RefSeq and is a predicted model, not a curated record. NCBI's taxonomy places the organism in Eukaryota, Viridiplantae, Streptophyta, Magnoliopsida, Asterales, Asteraceae. Gene Ontology annotation, molecular function: nucleoside transmembrane transporter activity. The transcript has 4 exons. Gene Ontology annotation, biological process: nucleoside transmembrane transport. Bases 1 to 1137 code for a protein of 378 amino acids. Gene Ontology annotation, cellular component: plasma membrane.